This is a messenger RNA of Corythoichthys intestinalis (scribbled pipefish), 5489 nucleotides long. RefSeq names its product nuclear receptor subfamily 3, group C, member 1 (glucocorticoid receptor) (gene nr3c1). Gene Ontology annotation, biological process: nuclear receptor-mediated glucocorticoid signaling pathway; regulation of transcription by RNA polymerase II. The transcript is spliced from 9 exons. Bases 322 to 2580 code for a protein of 752 amino acids. NCBI's taxonomy places the organism in Eukaryota, Metazoa, Chordata, Actinopteri, Syngnathiformes, Syngnathidae. Gene Ontology annotation, molecular function: nuclear glucocorticoid receptor activity; nuclear receptor activity; zinc ion binding. The record is from RefSeq and is a predicted model, not a curated record. Gene Ontology annotation, cellular component: chromatin; nucleus.
CUUGAAGGUUAGCGCGUCAGUACUUCCCUAAUGGCUAGCUAGGGAGUACCGUAGCUCAUCUUGUUUACUUGCAGUCCGACUCGGCUUGACAGGCCUUCGCAAAGAAUCGACGGACGGGGAAAGAAAAAAAAAACCGAGCCUCUCUAAACAUACUAAAUUCGGCGUUAUUUCCUCUUUUCAUCGAGACAUGUAGGAGGAUACGACGGCAGAGGAAUUCCCAAAAAGCAUUUUCGAAUUGACGAGUUGUGGUCGGCCACUUUGAAUCAUAACAAUGUUGACGGACGACCAGUGUGCUCCCAACAACAGGCACUCGUUUCAAGGAUGGACAACGGUGAAGUAAAGCUCACAUUAAGGAGAGAUGACUAUUCAGGUAAAGUGGUAUACACCCAGAUCCCAGAGGGGGGAAGUCCAUUGAAAGUGCCCCCUCACAGUGCCAUCAGCUCUCCGGCUGCUGUUAUUCUCCCAUUCAGUCAAUUCAUGCAUCCAGGCGGACAGUCCAACGGCCACAACAGCAGCCCUGCUCCAGUGGAAGUCACCUCCUCCACUGCCACCCGUAGCAACUUACAGGAAGAUCCACAAGCUAAAGGCCUGACCAAAGAUCAGAAGCUGCUCUCUUCUAGCCACCUAAAUUUUGAGGAGAAGUUGCCGCUGUCAGGGGAUAGAUUAACCCAGCAAACUAUGUCUUCCAUGGAUUCUCUGAUUGGCGGAUCGGAUCCUAGCUUUUUCACUAUGAAAACUGAAGAUUUCGCUUUGGAUAAAGUCGGCCACGAGCCCACUGAGCUCGAUCAUGCUUUUGAACACAUUGGCAAAGACAUGGACGUAAACCAGAAAUUAUUCGGCGAUAGCACUCUGGAUUUGCUCAGUGAUUUUGAGCUCACCGGCUCCCCGUCUGAUUUUUACGUAGGGGAUGACGCCUUCUUGUCCACCCUGGCAGAUGAUGCUCUCCUUGUGGAGGACACUUCAGAGAAGGGAAUCAAGCCUGUCACUACUGAGAGCGCAAUCAGCAGUGUCCCGCUUUCUCUCAAUGGCAACAGCAGCGUGAGCAGUCCUGAUCAGUCCAGCUCAACGUUAAUCCCGACAACCACUUUGGUGAAGAAAGAAAAAGACGGAAACUUCGGGCAGCUCUGCAACCAAGGUCUGAUCAAACAAGAGAAGAUGUCUUACUGCCAAAUAAGCAGCACCACAUCUCCAGACCUGCCCACUUCUAGUCCCAUCUCCAUCUGUGGGGUGAGCACCUCAGGCGGUCAGAGCUUCCACUUUGGAGUGGAUACGCAGCCACUGAAGGAUCAAAAGUCAGUCACCUGCCAGUAUGUUCCUGUUGCCACCGUUGGUGCUCCUUGGAACAGAGGCCUGACCCCUGGGCCAGCGUCAGGCUUGCAUCAGGCCUCUGAGGCUUUCUCAGCUAUUCCUACCUACCACACCGGCUUUGCCAGCUCGACAUCCCGACAGGAAGGGACAACGGCGCCGUCGACAACCCAGACAAAGAGUGGCACUCAGAAGAUCUGCUUGGUGUGCUCUGAUGAGGCUUCAGGGUGCCACUAUGGUGUGCUCACGUGUGGGAGUUGUAAGGUUUUCUUCAAAAGAGCAGUGGAAGGCCAACAUAAUUACUUAUGCGCUGGAAGGAAUGAUUGCAUCAUAGAUAAGAUCAGGAGGAAGAACUGUCCUGCCUGCCGCUUCCGGAAAUGUCUGAUGGCGGGCAUGAAUCUAGAAGCACGUAAAGCCAAGAAGAAUCGCAUGAGAGGUAUCCGGGACAGCAAUCCACCUGAGGUGCUCCCCCCCAAGCCGGUUGAAACCCAAGCGCUAGUCCCCAAGUGUAUGCCUCAGCUGGCCCCCACGAUGCUGUCCCUUUUGAAAGCCAUCGAGCCCGAUACCCUUUACGCUGGCUACGAUAGCUCCAUGCCUGACACCCUUGCCCGUUUCCUAUCCUCCCUUAACAGACUGGGUGGCCGACAGCUCAUCUCUGCAGUCAAAUGGGCUAAAGCUUUGCCAGGUUUCAGGAACCUCCACCUUGAUGACCAGAUGACCCUGCUCCAAUGCUCCUGGCUCUUUCUCAUGUCUUUUAGUCUGGGCUGGAGGUCCUACCAGCAGUGUAACGGCAACAUCCUCUUUUUUGCCCCGGACCUGAUCAUGAACGAGGAGCGAAUGAAGCUGCCGUACAUGGCCGACCAGUGCGAGCAGAUGAUGAGGAUUAGCAGCGAGUUUGUCCGGCUGCAGGUCUCUCUUGACGAGUAUCUGUGCAUGAAGGUCCUGUUGCUUCUCAGCACCGUGCCAAAGGACGGUCUGAAAAGUCAGGCGGCCUUCGACGAAAUCCGGAUGUCGUACAUCAAGGAACUGGGAAAAGCCAUUGUGAAGCGUGAAGAGAACUCCAGUCAGAACUGGCAGCGUUUCUACCAGCUCACAAAGUUGCUGGACUCCAUGCAUGAGAUGGUCGGCGGGCUUCUCAACUUCUGCUUCUACACUUUUGUGAAUAACAAAUCCUUGAGCGUGGAGUUCCCCGAGAUGCUGGCUGAGAUCAUUAGCUACCAGCUUCCCAAAGUCAAGGCCGGGAGCGUCAAAGCUCUGCUAUUCCACCAGAAAUGACUGCCGGCUCCGAACGGACACCAUGCCUUAAUAUCCAAAACCGCCACCACCUAAUUUCGCCCCGAAGAGACUGAGUAGCACGGAAGGUUUUAUAAGAUUUUUGUCAGGAUUGCCGAGGAGAUGAAAGAACUUCACACGUCGUCUCAGGUGACACAACUAUAUUAUCCACUAGAUUCAACCCGUGAAUAACGCUGUACAGAUUUAUUAAGAGUAUUUUCACACUCUGACAAUUUUCCAGGUUGCAGUAACAUGAAAUCAAACUUAAUUUCAUGACUAAUUAGUAGCUUGAGUUUUCCCUCCUCACUGAUUAACGAGCUUCAUCGCGCUUUUACCCUUUUUUUGAUGUGAAAAAGUAUUCCCGUGAAUCAUUUUAGGACUUUUCCGCACGCUGACCUCUUCCAGGUUUACACAUCGAUUCGCUAAAAGGGAAAAAAUGUGCCUUUUUGUUUUUGGAUUGCGUUCAAUAUCAUCUCAGCUAUCUCUUCCUACCUGUCGGGGGCGUGCCUCUCCUCAGCCCGUCGCCAUUAUACCCCGAUUGUACUACAUGCAGUUGCAACGCUUCCAUUUUAAACAUCUGCUUUCCUCGCGUCUAUAAGUGGAUGUGUGUGUGUGUGUGCGGGUAAUAUUCACCAUCCCCACUGCCAAAGUGAACCUUGCUAUUAAGGCUUUAAAAGACUGUGAAGGACAAAGGUGGCUUCUUCAUGCAAGAUUUUAGGUUCGAACCCGCCUAAUCUUAAUUCAUAAUUGCUACAAACAGUGACAGACGUCUAAUCCGUUUGAAUUUUUUCAAAUGGAUUUGACGUGUAUCACUGUCAAUGGCAAUUAGUGAGUUAAUUGAGCACUUAAACCCUCCCCUAAUCAAUUGACGGAAUGUGUCUGCGUCGACCAAUCAAUGCGGAUUUGUAGCUUAUUAAUGCGUGGCGGGUUGGCGUCACUUGGUGUCGCCACCAAAAAUGAACUCUCAGUAGUUGACUCAAAAUGCAUUUCAUGUUUCAAAUCGAACAUGAUUGAUGAUUCUGUUAUUUCCUCAAGUCUGUUACUCGACUGAAUAGAGUAACUAGGCUUCUUCUAAGACUGUUGUUCCCAUUUACUUCUAUCAUGUAAGAUGAUACUUCUUUAUUUGCAUUUGAUUCUGAGGCGUAAUAUGUAUUAUAAACACUAUACAAUUUUUAUAAGCUAACGGUUUCUUGAAGAUUAGAAUCAACCCCGAGUCCUGAAAAUGUAUAUAUAGUUAUUUUUGAAAAAAGUGUAAAAAAUAAAAAAGCAUUAUUUCGAUUACACUGAGGAACAUAAUUUUCGUUGAUUGAGGUUAGACAGCUGUUUUUAACUCAUUUUUGGGCGUGGAAUUCAGAACUGGUCUGUUUUUCCUCUUAUCACGUCAAGUUUUUUAACAAAAGGAUCACAGUUUUCUUCAAAAAUAUGAAUUAUACUGUACUUGUGUUCUUAUUUUUACAAACAAAUUCAUAUAAGCUAGGUUCAUAUCGCAGGUUUUAAUGCACAAAUCCAAUUUUUUGUCAUACGUAUCGGUACUUUUUGCAUGCCCGUUCAGACUACCAUUUUGAAUCGCGGCCCGAAAAGUGUCACGCAAGUGUAGAAGACCAGUAAUGGACACGUCAGAAAAUCGCACGGAGUUAAGUGAUCCGCAUGCGCGGAUGUAGAUACGUAAAUACGUCACAAGAAAGAAGCGUCAACAAAUGCUAGCAUAAUUAAAGGGGAAGUUCAGAAUUUUUGACACCAGGCUCAAUCUUCGAGUUAGCCCCAAUUUCCGCGUACAUCCAAAUUAACCCUUUAAGUACCCCAAAUACCCCCUAAAUCUCAGAAUAACUAUCCAAAAACAUGUGUUACAUGUUAUAUAAUAAAACAAAGUGAAAAUAAGGCUAGGUUCAUACUACAGGUCUUAAUGCACGAAUCCGAUUUUUUCGUGUUUGUCCGACUCGAGUCAGGCAUUAACUUGACGGUCCGAACGUGACAAGUUGCAUAGAAUUGGACCGUUUCAAAUCCGAUCUGGGUCACUUUACGAUGUGGUUCAAAUCCGAUCUGGGCCACAUUUUUCCAGACUGUCGCGGCGGUCUGUACUGUCCAGUCUCCCAAAUCGGAAUUCAUGCAGCAAUUACGUCAUCAAAUAGCGAGAGAGACGCUAAGGUUAUUAGCACCUAGCUUGCAGUGAACACGAAUUAGUGCGCAAUGCGCAUGCGUAAUACUUGAAUGGUCUCAAUGGACAAAGGCAGUCUGAAUGGGCACGCCAAAAAAACGGAUAUGACAAAAAAUCAGAUUUGUGCAUUAAGACCUGUAGUAUGAACUUAGCCUAAGAUACUGUACUUACUAUCAAUGCUGAAAGGUGUUACUGUUACGCGACUAAUGCCCCUUUCAGACAUAUGCUGAACCCGUGCUGUUAAGUCCCGUGAUUUAAACGGGUAGCCCUUAUGUCUGGAAGCAAUUUACCAGGUCACGUCCUAAUAUCAUUUCUGUGACUUAACCGUGACACGGCAUAUACGAAAGCAGCCAGUUAAUUCCCGGGUCACGGCGUGAAGGCUAAUGGCGUAAAUAUGAUGGCGGGCUGAUCGUCAUUUCCUCUUUUUUCACAGUAAGACGAAAAACGGUCAACGAACAUCGCAAUUAUCAACAUGGCAAACUGGAAAGAUAGCAAAAUCAAACUGAAAACAUAACGAAAUUAAAAUUGCUACUGGAUCUUACAGCCGAUGAAGAGACAGUCCAUCGCCCAUCUUUGGAAAUUUGUACAGUCCCGCAUCGGCAACAAAAUAAACUACAGUCCCUGACUAAAGUCUUGUCGCUUAUCCAUUUUGUAGAAACAAUUGCUAAUAACCUGACUUUUAAUUAUUCAAUUGGUUUCAGAAAUGGCUAAUAUGAAAGCUAAGACCCUCCCAAAUGAUGCUGAAUGUACAAAAAUA